Molecule: messenger RNA, 3560 nt
Organism: Candoia aspera
Lineage: Eukaryota; Metazoa; Chordata; Lepidosauria; Squamata; Candoiidae
Exons: 3
Coding region: 1991-3547 (518 amino acids)
Source: RefSeq, a predicted model, not a curated record
GAGUGGAAUCUGGGGCUGAUGCAGAGAUAACGAGAUGGGGAAAAUUGUUUUGCAGGUCGUCUCUACAACGUGCAAGCGAUCUACCCGAAGCUGUUGCCUGUCGGUUUAUUAACUGCAAGGACGCUUGGGUAUCGGGAAAGGUGACCUCACCAUGUAAGGGCCCGGUCACAGAGGAGUGCCGACGUCACGCGUUAGACUUGUGAACAUCUUUGACGUCACGUAUGCAGUCUUGGGGUCAAGUAAUCCUCUGGGUGGAUGAGCUGCUGUAAGACCUGCGAAGGGGACGCCUGCGGGUGAGAGGAGAAGAGCCCGUUGUGGAGCGAGAUGGCCGCUGAGGAAAGGAGGGCGGGCGAUCGGGUGUAAUCCUUCCAAGGGGCGUUCAUGUGCCUUCCACCGGGUUGAGAUGGUAUGUCCAGCAAGAACCUGGCAGACUGUGACACAGAAAGUGAAUGUGGUUUUUAUUCUGACUAUUGGGAAGAAAGUGUUAUAUACAACAAAGGUAAACUGAAUGCAAGACAAUAAAGAAGUUCUUUGGUAUUUUCACUGUUUCUUCUAAAUUACUAAAUCUAUUGUCUUUAGCACAGGUAGUUUGCAUUUUUGUUAUAAUGGUGAAUUUUGUAAACAUCAACACUUAGAAAGCAAAAAUCUCUGCUGUUUUUUCCCUUUAUUUCUCCUAGAUUUGACUGACUCAAGCACUGAAAGUUAUUUCUCUUUUGAUUCAUGCAGCUUGUUUGAAAAAGAAAAAGGGGGAAACAAAUUGGAUAGCAUAGUGCUUAACUUGGAAAAUAGUCAAGCAAACAGUACAAGUUUUUGCAAAGACCACCCUUUACUGCAAGGAGAAAAAGUAGAGUGUACUAGUAAAUUGCAAGAGGAAUUAUCACUGGAAUCUAUAUUGUAUUUAAAGUGUAAGGACUAUAAUACAAAUGGUCAUUCACCGAAAUCUUUUUCAACCAAAAUAGUUCCAUUCAUAUACAGUAACUCUUAUGGAGACCAUUUGUGUUUAUGUAAAGCAGUCCCUCAACUGAACAUUACUGAAAAUUCAACCAAAGGACACAUCAUUUAUACAGUGAAAGAAGCUUGUGCUUUUGAUAAAUUCCAUCAGAAUCAGUCAUCAGAUGGUAACACUCUAGCUUCAAAGCACAACAAAGCUGUGCAGGUUUCUUUUACAGAAAUAAAACCUGAGGACAAUAUUUGCUAUAAAUGUUUUAAACAGUCACCAGUAUCUACUGAGGUAAAUAAACAACUGAAGAAACCUACAAAUGUUCAUAGUUUUGAAAGCCGUUUGGUAAGUAGCUAUUCAGAUUACUCCUCAGAAUAUUCUUAUCAAAUUGACAAUCCCCAGACUGUUGAGCAAAUCUCACAUUCCGGUUCAGAAGAGCCUACUUUGAUAGUGGAAGCAGCUUACGCAUAUCCAGCCGGUUCAUUAGCAAGUGACACUGAUCUUUCAGAUGUGAGGGUGGAUGAAGAUUCCCAGAGGAAUACCUUAGGUUUCCAAUUUAAAGACCCUGAACAUAACCAACCAUUCAAGAAGUUACAUCUUACUAUUGUUCCACAGAAACAAACCACAAAUUUUAAAAAGCAGGUAGGACUUUCUCAAAUUCUAAUUGAUGAAGCCGGUUAUCUUCUAGGAACUCACUCAGAAUCAUCAGAAUCCAGUACUUCCAAAGUAUAUUCUGAUCAAGCAUCUACAUCAAAUCUUUGGUCCUCAUAUAGGCCUUUUUCACCCUCCAAAUAUACGUAUGCAAAUCAGUUGCCUCAUUUUUUUGUUAGGUCAUUGUUCCCAAAUCCAGUUAAACCAGCUUUUCAAAAAAGUAAACCAAAAAUCUCCAAGCCUGUAAAAUCUGUUGUAUUUACCAGGCGCAAAACAUUGCAAAGAGACCAAAAAUGUAAAAGUAAGCCAUGUAACUUCUCCAAAUUUCAUUCACCCAAAACAUUGGAUGUUGAGCCUACAGACAAAAGAGUAGAAGAAGCAAAAAUAAGUGAGCAAUGCAUGUCUCUAAAUCAGACAUCUAAGUGUCAUUGCAGCCCAUUGCUUGACUUAACUGUUGAUCUGCAUUCUGAAGAUAGAAAUUCUGAGAAGUUCCUAACUCUUAAGAGAAGCUCCCACAAACGAACUCGAGUUGGCAAAAUCAUUCAUAGAUUUUCCUCCUGUUAUUUGCUAAGUCCUAAAAACAGUUCUGAAAGGCUUAAUUAUAUUUCUCCAAUUAGAAAAAAAAGUAAUUUAAAGAUGCAAAACAUACUGAAUUAUUUUUUAGGCUGGACUGGCAGACAGAACAGAGAUGAAAAAUAUAAAGAGGAUAUUUCUCCCACUUCAAAGAUAAAGGCAAAUGAGCCUUUUAUUUCACAUAUGCCAGCUGACAAAAGGAGUUCAACUGUUCCACUUCAACCACAUUCAGAGAAUUAUUCUGUUUCAUUUCCUACCACAUUGCCUUUUGCAGAUGAGAAGAGGCGUUCACAAAUUCCCUCUUUACAAACUGGGAGGAGGAGUCCUACAGCACUGUAUACUUUUCCAAAUGAAUGUAAGCAUUCGUCUGGUCCCUGUGUGGAAAUGGAUAGGGUUCCUUGGAGUCCUGUGAACUCUUGUGCUCAUGGUAAAUAUAGCACCUCUCAUUCUCCAUGUUGUGCAAAUAUUAAAGUAGAACAGUUACCAAAGAAAUUAAAUAUGUUUAAUAAUACAGGUGUGGAAAAACUGAAUGUUGGAUCUGGUCAGAUAGCAGGUGGAGGUUUGGUCCUGAAGAACUUCUCAGUCUGCCCCUGUGGAACUAUGUCACAAAGUGGUUUGUUUCCUAACAGAGAUAUUUCAGAGUCAGGUAGGAGGAAAACUAUAGUAAGCCCAGAUAGUAACUGGAGAGCCAGUAAGGCUGACUCAAACAGAUGGAAUUCACUUGCAGGAACCUUCAGCACAAAGGAAGGGUGCUGUAGUUGUCACCAUGUCUCCCCAACCUGUUCUUUGCACAAUUCAUGUAAACAUGAAGCUCCAAGAAAUCAGGUUAUUGAAGUGGCAUCUUUAUUUGAGAAUGGAUUUCCCAUAAGGAAUUUGAAGGAGGAUGUAGAAAAAAGCAAAAUAGUGAAAACAGGUGAAAGAAAAGUCAAGUUUCAUCUAGGAUCAGAUGCUUUACAAGAGACUGACCCUUUAACUACACACAUUUCAUCACCAACUAAUGAGUAUCAUCAAAUACCAAAACAUUUUGUUUAUCAACCUGAAUGCUCGUGCUGUCAGACUGCUGUUAAAGAACAUCUCAACACAUCAAAAGAAGUGUCUAAUUGCCUUGUUUCAGAAAACUACAUGCCAAAGAACUACCUCAACAGAGAGAGUAUUUUUCUAGUGGAUCCUAAUCGGGGGAUUAGAAGCCAAUGUAAAUGUUCCCAUGAAAUCUCUCUCUUCAACCCUGAGCAAAUUGAUCCAUAUAAAGGAAACAGAUCUGAAGUUUCAGUGAGGAAGGAUCCCAAACUUAUUCAGGAGUCUUCAAGGAUUAAUCAUGGUUGGAAAACACUUGAACGCUGUAAAUACUGCCAAGACAAAAUUCAUUACAGUUAUUUGCAGUAAGAAAGCAAUGAUU